AUGAAGCCUCUACAACUGUCUUGCUUACUUGUUCUUUCCCAAUUACAUACCUCACUGGGCCUUGCUCUCCAUGCGGUAUUUCCUUCCGUGACCAGAGCCUCCUUUGGAGCUCAACCAAGUCCUCAUCUCGAACCGCGAGCGGCCAUCAGCACAGAACUCUCAACAUGUGGCUAUCUAAAUGGCGACCCGGACAAGGAGAGAACAGCAGAUCCUGAGUUCAACUGUCGUGUGGAUACAAGGAACGGACUAUGGGGUUUCUGCCCAACUACCGUUCUGACGGCUUCAGAUUGUGGUCUGGCGGGAGCAUGCAGAGAUCAUGGAGCAUGUGAAAAGGGCUGCGGCAUGACUGAUACGGACUUGACUACAUUCACUUGUGACCGCAAGUCCUUUUGCUCAUUCGCCCUCCUCACUUUCGGCGUUGACCAAACGUACACUUACAUUGCUUGCGGCGCCAAAGCAACAACCGAGAAUUACCUCGUCACGCCGCUUGAAGCAACAGAUGUAACAACAACAAGCGAAAAGACCACAUCCCAAACACAGACAUCAUCAGUCAUGGCAAGCGUCACAACGUCAAGUACUAUCGAGACCUCAGAAAGUACCUCCAGUGAAACGACAAACAGUUCUUCGGCAACCGAAUCUUCUGAGAGCACUCCAAUUGGUGCCAUCAUCGGGGGUGUCUUGGGCGGUCUUGUCGUAGUUUGCGUAACUGUCAUCGCAGGAAUCUUUCUCCUUAGAAAGAAUAGCCGCAAAGAUAAUGAUGGCAAAGCUGCCAGCCCAGAGCAUGAUGACACAAAGACUUUCUGGAAGGGGAACGAAAUAAAAGAGCCACAAGAGUUGGAAGGUUGGAGCCUUCAAGAGAUGCCAGGCAAUACAAAACAGUAUCAUCACAGCCCGGCAGAGCUGGCUGCAUAG
Molecule: messenger RNA, 912 nt
Organism: Fusarium coffeatum
Lineage: Eukaryota; Fungi; Ascomycota; Sordariomycetes; Hypocreales; Nectriaceae
Exons: 2
Coding region: 1-912 (303 amino acids)
Source: RefSeq, a predicted model, not a curated record